Adineta ricciae is the source of this 760-nucleotide messenger RNA. The record is from the annotation of a GenBank genome assembly. NCBI's taxonomy places the organism in Eukaryota, Metazoa, Rotifera, Eurotatoria, Adinetida, Adinetidae.
AUGGACACGAAAUUGUCAAUGACAACUGAAGCAGAUGAAAAUUUCGAAACUUAUUCUCUACUUUGGCUCGACGCAGCUGUCAAUGAUUCUAAUCAAAAUCUUCAAGCACAAAAGAAGCUUCGUCAGACAAUCAAUCAUUUGAAAACAUUCGAAGAUGUUCAUCUCUGCAUGAGAUAUAUUCUUUCGUUAAAUGAUCACGAUCGAAUUGUUUUAAUUGUGAAUGGAAAAUUAGGAAAAUUAAUCGUUCCGAAGAUUGUUCAUUUAAGACAAAUUAUCUCCAUUUACGUUUAUUGUUACGACUUGCAAACACAUCAACAAUGGGCCAAACUAUACUCGAAGGUCAAAGGCGUUUUUACAAAACUAAGUGAAUUGAUCAAUCAAUUGAAAAACGAUCAAAUUCAACGACACCAUUCAAAGAUUGAUGAUUCAUUAUUGAUUAACAUAUUUAAUUCAAGUCAAAGUAUCGAGGAACAGUCGACAACUGAUUUAAAUGGACAAUUCCUUCAUUUUCAAUUAUUAGUUGAUUGUUUAAUUCGAAUGACAUCAACACCGAAGGAUCGCGAUGAACUAAUUCAGCUAUGUAGUCAAUUAUAUAAAGACAACAAAUUCGAAUUGAAAAUCCUAAAAGAAUUCGAACGCAGUUACACACCUGAACGAUCAUUAUGGUGGUAUACACGUCAUUCGUUUCUUCAUCGUCUAUUAAAUAAAGCACUUCGUGUUCAAAAUAUUGAUUUACUUUAUUUAUUUCGUUUCUUUAUUC